Molecule: messenger RNA, 303 nt
Organism: Effrenium voratum
Lineage: Eukaryota; Dinophyceae; Suessiales; Symbiodiniaceae
Source: the annotation of a GenBank genome assembly
AUGGCUUGCUGCGGCCGAAGAAGCAGCAUGAAACUGGCGCGGUUUGAGUGGCGCAGGGCGACUGUGAGGAAGUCAUUCUGGGACCGGGGGGUUGUCCAUAGGGUGGCUGAGGAGUUGGAGCUGUUCCUCCUCUACGAGGCAAUUAGCCCACGUGUGUGGAGAGUGGGGGGGCGAGCUGCCAAGUCUGUCAACCCCUCCUUGCCAUCGAUUGCCAUGGCCAAGACGUGGAUUAGCUCAGCUGUGCAUCCUGGUCGCUCCGGCGCACGCGGAGGGAUGCCCAAGGGCCGCAAGUGCGACUCUUAA